This is a messenger RNA of Toxotes jaculatrix (banded archerfish), 3478 nucleotides long. It is a transcript of the gene ids, whose product is annotated as iduronate 2-sulfatase. NCBI's taxonomy places the organism in Eukaryota, Metazoa, Chordata, Actinopteri, Toxotidae. The transcript has 13 exons. Gene Ontology annotation, molecular function: iduronate-2-sulfatase activity. The coding region runs from base 104 to 1795 and encodes 563 amino acids. The record is from RefSeq and is a predicted model, not a curated record.
CAUGCUGAUUUGUUUUGACGCCGGACGGUGGGAAGAAGGUUGAGUCUGAGGAGGGAUAGCUGAGGGCCGUUGCAUUUUCUUUUAUCGUUCGCUCGACAUCAAAAUGAACUUAUGUGUCCGUAUGUGGCUUCUCCUCCUGGCGCUUCACACACUGACACUCGCUGCUGUCGCGAGAAGAGACACUAGAAAUGUCCUUUUCAUCGUGGCAGAUGAUUUGCGGACAUCACUGGGCUGCUACGGAGACACUGUAGUAAAAUCACCAAACAUCGACCAACUGGCAUCUAAAAGCCAAGUUUUUCUCCAUGCAUAUGCACAGCAAGCUGUGUGUGCUCCCAGUCGCACGUCCAUGUUAACUAGUCGCAGACCAGAUACAACCAGACUCUAUGACUUCAAGUCCUACUGGAGAGUCCAUUCUGGAAACUACACAACUCUGCCACAGUACUUUAAAUCUAGGGGGUAUCGCACCAUGUCUGUGGGCAAGGUAUUUCAUCCAGGAAUCGCCUCUAACUACUCAGAUGAUUAUCCAUACAGCUGGUCCAUCCCUGCCUAUCACCCAGCUUCAUUUCAAUAUGAGAAAAAAAAGAUGUGUAAAGGAGAGGAUGGUAAACUCCACGCCAACUUACUGUGUGCAGUGAAUGUGACGGAGCAGCCUGGGGGAACCCUCCCUGAUCUGGAGAGCACAGACGAGGCAGUGAGGCUACUGAAGAGUUCGGCCAACGAUGCUGUUCCUUUCUUCUUAGCUGUGGGAUUUCAUAAACCACACAUACCCUUCAGAAUACCACAGGAGUAUCUGAGACUGUAUCCCAUAGAACAAAUGACCCUGGCCCCUGACCCUGAUGUCCCCAAACUCCUUCCUCCUGUGGCCUACAACCCAUGGACAGAUGUGAGAAAGAGAGACGAUGUCCAAAAAUUAAACAUCAGCUUUCCUUAUGGACCAGUUCCUAAAGAUUUCCAGCUGCGUAUCCGUCAGCACUACUAUGCUGCUGUGUCUUACAUGGACGCUCAGGUUGGGCGGCUGCUCAGUACUCUUGACGAGCUCGGUCUGACUGACGACACUCUGGUGGUGUUCACCUCAGAUCAUGGUUGGUCAUUAGGAGAACAUGGUGAAUGGGCUAAAUACUCUAAUUUUGAAGUGACAACACGUGUCCCUCUUAUCUUUUACAUUCCUGGCGUCACCACACACCGUGAUGGGCUGGGAGAGUCAGCUUUCCCCUUUAUUGAUGUUUUAACCCAAUCAGAGUACAGCUUUAAGAAUGACAAAGUCAUAAGAAACAUGGUGGAGUUGGUGGAUGUUUUUCCUACAGUCUCCUACAUGGCCGGCCUCAGAGCACCUGCACCUUGUGCUGAUGUUUCUUUUCAGGAGGAGCUGUGUACAGAAGGAGUCAACCUGGCCUACACUUUCCGACACAGAGAAAGAGGAAAGAACGAGGAAGCGAUAUCUUUUAGCCAGUACCCUCGACCUGCUGACACACCACAGGAGAACUCUGACCUCCCUGACCUUGAAGACAUAAAGGUCAUGGGUUACUCUCUACGCUCCUGGGACUACAGAUACACUCUCUGGCUGGGAUUUAACCCUAAAAGGUUUCAGGUGAACGUAUCUGACGUGCAUGCUGGAGAGUUGUACAUGUUAGCAGACGACCCCGGGGAGGACAACAACACCUACAGUGACUCUGACCACAGUGAGGUGAUGAAGAAGAUGGCCAGUCUGCCUCAUACUGUUAGUCUGCAGAUGAGAAUGAAGCUGCAGCUCCUCUACCUCACAGCAGGGAUGAAAACGAAUAGGGGGAAGGCGUGAUGACGAGAAUAAAGUACAACAGAUGGACGGAUGGGUACAAGUACAAAGGGAAGAUGGAUAGAUGAAAAACUUCAUCUAGAAAGGGAGAAUGCUUUGAAUAUUUCUUUUAACGUAAUGCAUACUUGAUUCAGUAAUCUCUGGUAUCGACCAUUAAUCUUUCAAGCUCAGCUCCUCAGGCUAAUGUUCCAUGUUAAGCACUCGCUGGCAGGCACACCUGGAUUCAGCACAUGAACAAAGUGAAUAAAAAAGCACUUAUGCUGUUAGUUUCAAGACAUUUCACCCUUUAAAGAAGUUUAUGAUUAGCAAAGAAUUAGUUCUGAUUCUGACAAAGAGAAAUAUCCAUAUGUUUGCAGGAACUUGUGCAGGGUUCAUCUUCCUCUGGAUAAACAGAACUACAGAACAGAAAAAGAGUGUUUUCAGUGACUUGUCUGUUCACACCUGCCUUUUAUGAAUGUAACUGACUUACAUAAAAGAAAUGUCAUUCUGAUUUUGAAUGGGUCCAAUCUGAGGAGUCAGAGACGUCUGAAUGAGAGAGAAAUGUGAAAACAUAUUCACUCUGCAGGAAAUUGUUGUUCUUGUUACAGAAUGUAACAAAAAUGAAGAGGUGCUGGUUAAAUGUUACCCCUUGCUUUCAGUCUUUAGGCUGAGCUAAUCACUAGCUCAUAUUUAGCGAACACACCAUUAGUGUUCUAGUUCUAACUCUCAAAAGCAAAAAUCCGAACAUUUCUCAGACAGUAGGAAGCUGGACAGCUCUGAUUGGCUGUGACUUAGCUUCUUCCUCUGUGAGAAUGAUUACAUCUUUGCAUCUGAAGGAAUAUUGAGGAAGAAUUAGCUCCUCUGAUUAAUAGCGACACAGAUUUCCCAUUUUAGAACAAGUGCUCUUCAGUGUAUUAUUGAUCCUUCAGUCUGCUUCAGGUGUCGUCUCCACUUUGAACUACAACGGCUAAGAAGGGCUUGUUUUGUACUGUAAUGUUAAACAAGACGACAUUUCUAUUUGCACUUGAUGUCACUCGCAGCUGUUUGCUUCUCUCCUUGUAAACAGUCAGUUCAGAUCAAUUUGUGGACCUGAAAUAAAGUGUGUAAACGCCACCCGUAAUAAUUCAAUGCAAAUGAAACUGGAGUAUUUUGCUGCUGUUCCAACGCUUGAACAUUUUGUGCCGUGGUGAUUUAGAGGAAGGCAAUUUCAGCUUGAAUUUCAGGUUCAGCAAUGAAUCAAAGGGAUUUGGUUUGAUAACUUUUAUCGUGGGCUGCUCUGGUCUCAUGCUAAUGGGAUACAGUUGAAUCAUUUAAUCAGUGGGGCUCUGUCAUAUGGAGGAUGGAACUGAAUUGGUUGAUUUGACUGAACUGUGUUUCUUCCCAGGUUGAUCAAUGCAUUUGUAAUAGUUUUUUCCGGUGCUUUGCCUGCGUCCCUGUGUCCUGUAGCACAUUAACAUCUGGAACAAUGGAUAUAAUCAGUAACAUAUACUGUCCAUAACGAUACUGAGAAUGGAAACAUGAGCGUAGCCUUGAGUUUGGUUGCGUCAGAGCAUCCUUAAGCUUGAGCUCCAUCUUUCUGAAGGGAAAAUGAAAAAUAAAUGCUGUAGAAAUAAUUCAAAUCUUGAGCUUGGCAAAGACACGUUAAUAUAUUUAUGUCAGUUUGAUUGGUUUGUAAAAAAAAAAAUAAAAUAUUUUUGUAGACUUCAA